This is a messenger RNA of Orussus abietinus, 2781 nucleotides long. Its product is annotated as discoidin domain-containing receptor 2. The record is from RefSeq and is a predicted model, not a curated record. Gene Ontology annotation, molecular function: protein tyrosine kinase collagen receptor activity; collagen binding; ATP binding. The coding region runs from base 1 to 2781 and encodes 926 amino acids. Gene Ontology annotation, cellular component: signaling receptor complex. The transcript is spliced from 14 exons. Gene Ontology annotation, biological process: protein phosphorylation; positive regulation of kinase activity; multicellular organism development. NCBI's taxonomy places the organism in Eukaryota, Metazoa, Arthropoda, Insecta, Hymenoptera, Orussidae.
AUGGAGGCGGUAGUCUUGCUGAUAGAGGUGCUGGUGGUAUCGGCCCUCUGCGCGGAAGAGCCGAUUAAAAAUGUUUCCGGCCAGUGUAUGCUGCCCCUCGGCAUGGAGGAGGGAAAAAUCCCGGACGACGCGAUAACGGCUUCCUCCAGCUACGAGAUGAAGUCGGUCGGUCCGCAAAAUGCAAGGAUCCGCCAGGAGAAGAACGGUGGGGCCUGGUGUCCGAAGGCGCAGAUCAGCAGCGACAUCCGGGAGUACCUCGAGGUGGACUUGACGAAGGACCACCUCAUCACGUGGACGGAGACCCAAGGUCGCUUCGGGAACGGUCAAGGCCAGGAGUACGCGGAGGCCUUCUUCCUGGAGUACUGGCGGGACGUCAAGUGGCAUCAGUACAAGAACCUCAGAGGAGAUCGGGUCCUCCGGGGUAACAGCAACACCUACCUCGUGGAAAAGCAAAAGCUGGACCUGCCCUUCGUGGCCAGCCGCGUCCGGUUCGUUCCCUACAGUCAGCACCCCAGGACGGUCUGCAUGCGCGUGGAGAUAUACGGCUGCGUGUGGGAGCAGAGGAUCGCCCGCUACUCGGCUCCAAAAGGUGAGCAGGUGGGUCCGAACGGUCGCACCGUCGAAGACACCUCCUACGACGGCGUCGAAGACGACGGGCUUAUGGUCGGAGGUCUCGGCCAGCUGACCGACGGUCUCUUCGGGGAUGACCCCGACGUCAUCACCAGCGGCUCCUCCACAAACUGGGUCGGCUGGAGCGACCGGGACUUUGUCGAGCUGGUCUUCGAGUUCGACGAGGUCCGCGAGUUCGAAAACUGCUCCGUGCACACGGCAAACCUGCCGAAACGAGAGGUCGAGGCACCCGCUGCGAUCUCGGUGUGGUUCUCCUACGACGGCAAGCGGUACCAUCCGAAUCCAGAAAGAUUAGAAUUCAGUGGGGACAUCAGAACUCCCACGGGCGUCGUGUCGGUGCCUCUGCAGUCCAGGACGGGUCGCUUCGCCAAGGUGGUCUUCAGGCCGAGGUCCAAGUGGCUCCUCAUCAGCGAGGUCACGUUCGAAUCGGUCUCAGGCUCCAGGAACUUCUCGGGGGAGUCGCUGGACCAGCUCUUCAGGGCCUGCGAGAACGACACGGACUCGGAGUCCGACCUGGACGGUUCAGGGCCGGGUUACAACGAGACUAUAUUCGAGAUCAACGCGAACCUCACCCCGGAUGCAUUUCCUGUGAGCAAUUCGCAGACGUACAUCGGUCUCGUCAGCGGUGCAUUGACGGUGGGCGCGUUGCUGCUGACCUGCACGGUCUUUCUGAUGAAGCAACGAGGUCGCAACAAGGUGGCCCUGCUGCAGAAGCACACCGCGCUGCUGUGCGGCUCCCCGGCACCGGGGAUCACCAUAAACAUGAAGGACAUCAAGCUGGCGACCCCGAUAGUGGUGAACGGGCUUUCGCAGUCGAGGCUCUCGGUCAAGAGCAAGACCUACUCGGGGGACGAGCACGUCUCCCGCAGCGGAGAAAACACCGCCAGCAGCGAGUACGAACACUGCAGCGUCUACGAGAGGACCUACAAGCUCUUCUCCGAGGAAAACCUGGCCUACGAGCCGCACACCCACAAGAGCGAGCACUUCUCCAGCUGCAAAACCGACUACACCGACGUUACAGAUUUCACGAGCGAACGGAGCUUUCCCGACGACAAGCCGAUGGACCGGGUGGUUCCCACGCCCUAUCCCGUGAAGAGGCUCAGCCAGGCCUCUUCCAAGGCCAGCCACGAGGUCUACGAGGGCUACUACGCCGCUACGGAUAUAUUGACGAUCAAGCGAAGAGAGCAACACUCCACGUCGAGUCUCUUCACCUCCCUGCAUAUACAGGACAGCAUGCACCUCUCCAACACGACGACUUCUUACAACAUCCAACACAUCUCCAGGCACAGACUCAGGAUUCUGGACAAGCUCGGGGAGGGUAGCUUCGGUCUGGUGCACCUGUGCGAGGCGAAGGGCAUCCUCAGUCCGGAUCUAGGUACCACGCGGAAUCGACAAGUCGUGAUCGUGAGAUCGCUAUGGCGAGGAGUGACCGACUCCUUGAGGAAGGACUUCAUGAAGGACAUGUACGUCCUGGCCGCGCUGAGGGAUCCCAACAUCGCCCGGAUCACGGCCCUGGUGGAGGAGGAGCCCUUCGGGGCCGUCUUCGAGUACGGGGAACUCGGCGACCUGCCCUUCUUCCUACGCAAACGCGAGAAAUCGAGCGACGACUUGCCGUUAAGCUACGACUGCCUGUUGAGCUUCGUCGGACAAAUCGCCUCCGGCAUGAAGUACCUGGAGAACCUCAACAUCCCUCAUCGCGACCUAGCGGCAAGGAAUUGCAUCGUUAACAAGAACCUGACGAUCAAGGUGUCCGACCACGCCAUGUAUUGCAGUAAAUACGAGCAGGAUUACUACGUCAACGAGUACUACGCGAAGAUACCCCUCCGCUGGAUGGCUUGGGAAGCCGUGCUGCUGGGCAAGCAGACAUGCCAGGCCGACGUCUGGUCCUACGCCGUCACCGUGUGGGAGAUCCUGACGAGCUGCGAGGACCAGCCUUUCGCGGACCUGACGUCCGAGCAGGUUCUGGAGAACUUCAGCAAGUGGUACCACCGGGGUACCACCGAGAAGAACCAGCCGCGGCUGCCUCCGCAGCCGUCCCUGUGCUCGAGGGACCUCUACCACAUGAUGACCAAGUGCUGGAGCAGGCACGCCGAGGACAGGCCCACAUUCGAGGAGAUCCACCUCUUCCUCAAGCGACUGAGCUUCGAUUGA